Molecule: messenger RNA, 5761 nt
Organism: Pecten maximus
Lineage: Eukaryota; Metazoa; Mollusca; Bivalvia; Pectinida; Pectinidae
Product: E3 ubiquitin-protein ligase MIB2-like
Exons: 19
Coding region: 88-3144 (1018 amino acids)
Biological process (GO): protein ubiquitination
Cellular component (GO): cytoplasm
Molecular function (GO): NAD+ poly-ADP-ribosyltransferase activity; protein binding; zinc ion binding
Source: RefSeq, a predicted model, not a curated record
CACACUAAUGCUGAUGAAGGUACUUUCGUUUUGCGUUGGUUUACCAGACAGCGGUUAAUGGCGUUCUUGUGAUCGUCUGUUACCGCCAUGAGCGAUCCCACAGGCCAGCUUCGGCCAGGAGUGAGGGUUGUGCGGGGACCUGACUGGCGACAUGAAGUUAACAGAAAGCAGGAUGGUGGUGAGGGACACACAGGGACAAUUGUCUAUGUCCCUAAACACAACACCACUGACCGGAAGGUGACAGUGAUUUGGGACUCUGGCCGGGAAGUCAGGUACCGUGCUGGUCAAGAUGGAAAAUAUGAUCUCAGGAUCUUCGAUUCCGGCCCCUCAGGUGUGGUCCAUGAAAAUAUCAUAUGUGAUGGUGAAGGGUGUCAUGAGUCAAAGGUCAAAGGUUUUCGAUGGAAGUGUGCCGUCUGUGAUGACUUUGACCUUUGCACCCAUUGCUAUAUGGGUCGACAACAUAAUCUCAGACAUGGAUUUGUGAGGAUUGAUGUGGAGAAGUCUGCUGCAGUGGCAGUUCCACCACGCUCCAAGUCUAAAUCUGUGGGCUCCAUGGGUGUGUUCCCAGGAGCCAAAGUUGUCCGUGGACCACACUGGAAAUGGAAGAAUCAGGACGGGUCUGACGGAGAAGAAGGUGAGGUCAAAGAAGUGGUGACCUGGGGGUCAAGCCAACCAAAAGGAUAUAGGGGAGGGGUCAAGGUACUCUGGAGAAAAACUGACUUUGAAGGCAAAUACCGUCUUGGGGGUGAUGGCUGUGUGGAUGUCCUCUACAAGUCAAAAAAGUCUAUUGGUUCAGGAGGGCCCUACUACCCAGACCAUCUACCUGUUGUUGAUGUGGUUAACCCAGGUGUGGUAGCAAUGAGACCGUCGGACAAAGUCAGAGUGGCUCUGGAAAUUGGCGCACUGAAAAAACUUCAGGAACAUGAUAUGUAUGGAGGCUGGGACGACGGUAUGCACCAGUGCACAAAGGAACUGGGUACCAUUGUGGAGAUGCUGUUUGAGGGCAUGACUGUCAAAGUCCAGUAUGAAGAUGGGAAAGUGUGGACCUUACAUAGGAGUGCCCUCACAAGGAUCCAUGCAUUCACCAAAGACGAAGCUGUAAAGAUCUUAAAUGACUAUAACACUGUGAUGGGACUUCAAGAUGGACACGGAGGCUGGAACAAUAACAUGAGCGAGACACUUGGUCAAACUGGACGCAUUGUAAAAAUAGACAAUGAUGGAGACAUGAGGAUUAAAAUAAAAAACAAAGUUUGGCUGUUUAGUCCAGUGUGUGUUAGUCCUGUGGAGGACCUACUUGUUGCAGACAGCAUUCCAGCAAAUGAAAAGGAUGAUUACGAUAGUGACAGUAGUGAUGAUGAAGUUGAACUCGGGGAAAGUAUGAAUGAUGUUGCUGAGGCCAUUGCCAAAGUGUUUGUUGAGAUGUUGAGAGCUGACUCAAAUACACGAUCAGAUAACACUGUCUCUAUCAACAUAGUACAGGCUGCAGCCCAAGGUGCCUUUUCAGAUGUCCAGACAGUUUUAGAGAAGGACCGCUCACAGGUUGACCGGACGGUUGAGGAUAAGACUGCCUUACAACUAGCCAGCUAUGAAGGUCAUGUCAAGGUUGUUGAGCUGCUGUUGAAAUACAAAGCAAACAAAGACAAAGUGGAUAAGGAGGGAGACAGUGCCCUACACUACGCAGCUUUCGGGAAAGAGAAGUCAACGAUGGAAAUUUUGCUUAAAUCUGGUGUGAAUAUCAAUGUGACCAACAAGAAGGGCCAGACAGCCCUACACGUGGCCGUGGGAAAAGGCAGUCCUGACUGUACAGAACUUCUGGUCAACAAGGGGGCUGAUGUUAAUACCAAGGAUGAUGAUGAGGAUACUGUCAUGCAUGACUGCAUCUUACAAAAGGUAGGACAGCCACGUAUCCUUCAGUCAGUACUAAAGGCCAAAAAGGCAGAUUACAAGAAACAGAAUGAGAAGGGGUUCAAUGUGUUACACUGGGCUGUUCUCAAGGACAACAAUCCUGCUGUCCAAAUAAUUCUGGAAAAGGACCGUAAUAUCGUAAAUGAACAGACAAAGGAUGGUUACUCUCCGCUGCACAUUGCUGCUAUCAACAACCACAUUGACCUGGUUAACACUCUGAUUAACAAAGGUCAAGCAGAUGUGAAUGUAAGGGACAAAGAGAAGAGGACACCUCUGCAUUUGGCUGUGGUCCGCUGUCAUAAAAGUGCAUGUGAGAUCCUUGUCAAUAAUGAGAAAUGUGAUUUGAAUGCUCAAGACAAGAAUAACAACACAGCUCUUCACCUGGCAUUGGGCAACCGCUCACUACCACCGUCGGUAGUACACCAGUUGGGAUUAGCUAAGGACACAAGCAGUGAUGAUCUCAGUGAGAUCAUCUGUCUCCUCCUCGAACAUCAGGCCAGUAUCACACUGAAGAACUCCGAUGCCAAGACAGCUCUUGACCUGACCAGUGACCCAAUGACACGAAAGUUUAUGGAAAGAUUCAAGGACACAAGGUCAUCUUCUACAAAGUCCAAUAACGGAAUAUAUUCUCCUAGUCACUGGGAUCCAAUGGAUGGAGAGAUGGUAAAACGGUUUGUCCUGAAGAAUGAGGGAUGUGGCAUCAACAAGAUGGAGUAUGAAAAUAUCGUCAAAAAAUUUUCUCGGUCCCUACCACAAGCCCGCAUACUGAAAAUUGAGCGAAUUCAACACAAGUUCUUAUGGGAGAUGUAUUAUAUGACAAAGCGUAAUCUGGAGAGACAGUAUGGUGGACGUGGUACUGCUAAUGAGCGCGAUCUGUUUCAUGGUACAGUACCUGAGGCUGUAGAUAUCAUAUCUCAACAAAACUUUGACAUGCGGCUAGCAGGGGGUCGAGUCGGAACUCUCCUGGGCAAGGGCACAUAUUUCGCUGCUGAAGCUAAAACAUCUGAUGGCUACGCAGCUCCGGACAAAAAUCGUAACAAAUUUAUGUUCUUGGCGAAAGUCCUGGUGGGGAAAUAUUGUGUGGGCAAUGCAGAGUAUAGCCGACCUCCCUCUCAGAAUCCCAGUGACAGCCAGUCUGCUCUGUUUGAUUGUUGUGUGGAAAACACCAGGGAUCCUAAGAUCUUCUGUGUUUUUAGUAACAACCAGUACUACCCGGAGUAUAUCAUAGACUAUGUGUAGGUUUUAUCAUCCGCAGUACGGUAUCUUUGUUCAAUUUCAAGGGAAUAAUAGAUUACGGUUGUUCCAGUCAGAACUUCUUUGCGAGUAAUACAUUUCGCACAACAUCAGCUUGUAAACUUUCUGCAGUCAAUAUUUAUAUAUAUUUGUACAUAAUAUAUGAUUUUGUAUGCCCGCUGUAUGUAAUGGCCGCAAAUAUAAUUAACUUACAUUUGUUUCAUGUACAAGGUUUGAGUUUAGUCACAUGCAUUCCUUCAUGUGUUUUCAAAACAGGAAAAAAGCUGUAAGAAAUCUAUUAUCUAAAGAAGAGUGAUUAUUAUAUCAUACAGGUACCUCCUGGAAUAACCAGGCGAAGUUCCGACCAUGGUCAACCAUGGUAUUUGAUUGUUGACCAUGCAAAUUCAUAGUCAACCAUCAAAUACCAUGAUAAUUACAUUUCGCCUGAGGGAAUUCAAUAUACACAACCACACCCUACUUCAACACAGUAAUAAUACAGUUAGUGCAGAAUAAUUCUGUGGAAAUCAAGACGGAAAAUCAUGGAAAACGGUAAGGUUAACAUAUGGACUUGUAUAUGUUUGCACCGAUUGGGGUAUUUAAUAAACCACGUUUGCGAACACUUUUAAUUUCUGUAAUAUUUUACAACAGUGAUUUUUACGGUUUUAGUGACUUACGCCCCAUCAUUUAAUCAUUUUCUUAUCCAUAUAUAUUAGAUAAUACAUUGUAAGCUGUUUCCAGUAUACGUAGUCAGCUUCUUAUUUUAAACUCGGUGGACAUGUAAUUUCUGACAAUCUGGUAACUGUACAAACAUGAAUUUAGUCACUUAUGGUGUCCAUCAUUCACAACUCUUGUUUUAACCGAGUUCAUGUAAUCUUUAUACAGUUAGUUGCACUCUGAAUAUGGAACAUUUAAUAUUAUUUUGUGUUUAAUGUUUGAAGUAGAUGGUAGAAAUGUACCGACACAAAUAUCGUUACCCGAAACGUCUUCCAAAUUAUACGUACUGUACACAUGUCUGAGUGACAAAAAAAACAGUACCCCUUUCGAUAUAUGACAGAAUUAAGAUGUCCAUUCCAUAUACCAUAAUGCUUUUAGUAUUCUUAUACACAGGGGGUAGGCGUAGACGUACAUCACAAAAAAAUAAUUGACAUAUUAAAAAAAUAGCCUCCCUCGAGUAUGGCCCGUCCCAAGACUACAUAUCCUUGACUCGGGAGAGGCUAUUUGUUUUUAUCUGACAAUUAUUUUUUUGUGAUGCAGGUCCGCACGUAUCCCGUGUUCUUAUACAGCUGAAUGUAUAGCUUUGUGUUUUCAUAUACAUGUAAUGGUAUGUCUUAGAUGUGUUGUUGGAUUUUAAUGCUGUUUAUAUAAUCAGGUUUUCAACGAAAUUAUCAGACGAAAUUAUUUAAGAUUAGCCAUAUGUGUGUGUGUGUGUGUGUGUGUGUGUGUGUGUUACUUGGCAAGAAUUAUGUGUGUAACAUUAAGGUUUUAAGAACCACCUUCUUUAACCUUUUUUUGCCCACCAUCAUUAUUAUGGUGAUCUGUUCAAAUUGCCAUCCUCCUUGGUUCGUCGUCAGUCCAUUAACAUUCAAUGUUGAUGUUCUUGUGAGGAAUUAUAUGGAAUUUUUUCAGAUUCCAUUGAUAGGUGCGUGAUCGUUUUGAGACUGAUUUGGGAAUUUUGAAAUUUGAAAUGUGGAAUUUUGACAAUUGAAAUUUGUUAUCGUUUUUUUUUUUUUGAGUGAGUUCUUCAUAAAUCAUUUGGAAUUACAAAUGGAAGUUUACUUUCAAUAUAGAGAAUAUAUGAUAGAAAUCUAAGGAAAUAAAUAUAGGCACCGAAACGUCUUGCAAAGUACAUAUAUCCGUACUAAACACACAAUCGGUUCAUCCUUCUGAAUGUGACAGAUGUUUGUCGUCACACAUGCCCUAAUUAAUGCUUUAGUACUGUUAUAAAAAUAAUGUAAAGUUUAGUAAAUUCAUAUUAUAAUGUACAUGUAUUCUAUACACAAGUAUUUGCUGGUUUAAUGGCUUUAUAAAUUUAAUGUUUUCAAAUAAAUUGUCAGUUAAAAUUAUUUACUAAACAGUAAGAUAAGCUAAACAAUUUUAGAUGGGCGGAAAUGUUUAUAUGUAUGGCUGGAUGCACAUAUGGUUUAUCGCUCCAAGAACAGACAGGAUCAUUGUAAAGAGGGGUCUCAUUUUAGUAGCUGGUGGCUACCCCAUAGAACAACAUACGGGAGACCCGUCGCAUGCCAUCCGGAGCUAUUGGGUAGAAUAUCUUUACAUUCCAGAGAAACACAAACCGCUGAGGGAUGGGACAUCGAACCACGCAGCUCGGAACUUCACAUGAGGUUACGCAGGCUGUCUCACUAACCGACUGUACUUUAUCGUAGUCCCCUUUCGUCAUAAAGAGAGAUUAUAUAUAUUUAAAUGUAAGUAUACGUAUUAUACAAUGAACAUGGUGUUUUACAAAUCAUGAGUAAUUUUGAUAAAAGCUAUACAUGUGAUUUUCCAAUUAAAUUGUUUUUGGAUUUGUUUAUGUCAUACACUGUAUUUGCGAACAAUAUUUAUUGAUUUUUAUAAUUCAUACUUGUACGUUUUCAAUAUUUUUAAUAAACACUUUUUUAUUUCAUCA